Messenger RNA from Melanotaenia boesemani (Boeseman's rainbowfish), 2016 nucleotides. It is a transcript of the gene lrrc38a, whose product is annotated as leucine rich repeat containing 38a. The coding region runs from base 790 to 1665 and encodes 291 amino acids. NCBI's taxonomy places the organism in Eukaryota, Metazoa, Chordata, Actinopteri, Atheriniformes, Melanotaeniidae. The record is from RefSeq and is a predicted model, not a curated record. Gene Ontology annotation, cellular component: voltage-gated potassium channel complex. The transcript is spliced from 2 exons. Gene Ontology annotation, molecular function: voltage-gated potassium channel activity; transmembrane transporter binding; potassium channel activator activity.
UGCAGGUCCAGCAUCGCAUUGGAAACCAGGGCGAUUAAGCCUCAUCCAUCCAGUCAGACAAGCUGUGAUGGGAAUAAGAAGAAAGAGACUGCAGGAGGAGGCAGCUGAGAUCCAGAGGACUACGUCGGACGCCGCUGUUGGCUGCACGUGUGUCGCCACGUCACAUGUGAUGUUGAUGGAAUCCUCAUCUCAACUGCUGCUCUGUGUGUGUGCAUAAGCAUUGAAAAACUGUUAGCGAGGAGGUUUCACUUUGGUUCUGCACAGCUGUACCCACCAAUGGCAGAGCCGGCUGCGUUACCUCAUUAGCUUACUAAAAUAGCACGGAGGGAUGUCCUCAUUAGUCUACACAGACACGCAGAGACAAACUCAUCUCAUGGCUUAGCCCACAAAUCCCGCUCCCUUUGCCUGUGGUUUUUAGCUCUUUUCUGCCUCUGUGUUAAUCCUCUCACAUCCCCCUCCUCCUGACUCUUGCUCACGCUCUGUUUGCUCCUCCCCGAUCUUCCCUCCAAGCCAACAGGCUGCUAUUUGUCCAGGCUGCCUGCUACAUGAUCCGCUGGAAUAUGAUGUUCGCUUGCUAUUCUGUGGUUUUUGGGCUUGUUGUCGCUCUGCAGGGCAGAGAGCACCGGAGGAUGCCAGCCCUACGCUGAGCCGACCACAUCUGACCUUUCCUUCCCUUUCCCCCCAUGAUCUUAACCUCUCCAUCCAUUAGUCUCCCAUGACCUCCCCCUCUACCCCGCCGAUGCUGUCUCAACCCCCUCUCUCCUGACUAAUGCCACCGUUCCCUCGACAAUGUUACCAUGCAUUAACUGGCUGCAACCUUUCCUUGCUUUGAUCUCCUCCACCUUGCUCACACGUGGCCACAACUGUCCAUCCAGGUGUUUGUGUCCAGACCACCACACAGUGAACUGCACAAGCCAAGGUCUGACUGGAGUCCCAGACUCCAUCCCCCUGGAUGUCCGCCGUCUCCUGCUCUCCAACAACUGGAUUCCCUGGAUUCCUUCAGACUUUCUGGUCCUUUACAGCGACUUGGUCUAUCUGGACCUGAGGAAUAACUCCCUCUCCCAGCUGGAGCCGGGCACCUUGAGCUCCUCCUCUAGGUUGGUCUUCUUGGACUUGGGGAGCAAUAACCUGACAGAAAUCCCUUCAGGAACGUUUGGGGAAUCGAGGAGUCUGAUCAAACUGCGACUAGGGAACAACCCCUAUCUUAACAUGGUGGGCAGGGAUGCUUUUACUGGGUUAACUUCUCUGAGGGAGUUGGAGCUGGAAAGGAAUGGUUUCACAGUCCUGGAUGUUCAGGUCCUGGAACCGCUGCCCUCCCUGCGGAUGCUGCGUCUGGAGGGCAACCCCUGGCUUUGCAACUGCCACUUUGCCAAACUGUUUGCAUGGUUGACACAGAACCGGCACAAGCUCCCGACGGGGAUGGAGGGAAUCGAGUGCUCGCUGCCUCUGGACGGGCGCCGCAUUCCUCUCAGUUUACUCUCUGAAGACAGCUUCAGAGAGUGCCGGGGUACCCUCACCCUCACCGACUACCUCAUCGUCAUCUUCUCCGGCAUCUCCGUCUCAGUGGCCGCCAUCAUCGCCAGCUUCCUCCUGGCUUCCACAGUCCACUGCUUCCAGCGCAUCAGCAAGGGCAGUAAAGGCGAUGAAGAGGAGGGGAAUGACUGACGUUUGUCACAUAAAACUCUUUCUGAGCGAUCAUGCGGAGAGAUCAGUGCUUUUACUAAUUUCUAAAUGAACAUUGAGUAACUGCAGUUAGGACAGACUCGUGUGGGCAGAAGCAUCAAACAGAAAUACAAUAAUAUGCAAAUAAGCUUAGUGUGCAGUGGAACUACAGAGACCUGAACCUGGUCCAGACUCGAACCUUCAUCUACUCAUUCAUCUGUCAAAGCAUAAAACCUCUUUCUCUACAGUUACGUCAUCAUGUCUUCAUGUGAUCACAGUAAGGAGGAUUUUAUGGACCUCACGGGUUCUCUGACGUGUUUACUGGUAAAACUGGUAGUGCCUUGAUGAAAAAAA